GUCGGAUGGAAUUGAGAAACUUGGUGGCGGAUAUGUUGGUGAAGGACGCUGUCCCUGUUCGUAGUAAGUUUAUUUCGGAGAACUGUGCCAACUCGGUGUUACUGAUUGAUGAGGUGGAUGUAUUUUUCACCAAAGAGUUCUACGGCGGUGCUUAUCAACCUGCACUUCUAAUAAUGUUACCAGGGUUGGACAAAAUUCAAGAGAAAAUUUGGAGUCUUCUAAUUGAAAAUCCCUCACUAACAUCCGAGUCAAUUGAGCGAAGUAUUUAUGAUUUCAUCGAUUCAUCCGAUAUGCAUGAACGUCAAGAUUUCCUUGAUUUCUUCACUAGGGAGAAAUCAUACGAUCUACUGAUCUAUGAAGACAAAGAUAUUAUAAGAAAAAUUAAAACCAGGCCAUUGGGUUAUUGGAGGAAUUACAAACUCAGCGAUAGAGGAACAAUUCUGUGUAAAGACAGAGAGGAAUACACAAAUGACGUCUUAUGUAGUUAUUACAUGAUAUUCAAUUAUUUCCGUUUACGUAAGUGGAAUUAUUCCGUUAGAGUAGCCUCGGAAAUUAACUACGGCUACCUUAAUCUGGGCUGCGGCUCAAUUUCCUACGCAAUGCUGCCGAAAAGAUAUCCUCUUAUACUGGGAGUUACUGGCACGCUGACCUCGCUUAAUCAACACGAAAAGACUUCCAUCAGGAACUUGUACAGUAUUCACGAAUUAUCCGCAAUGCCAAGCUUUUUCGGCUGUUCCAAUCUUCAAUUCAACCCGGAGACCGAUUAUCAACAGCUGGCGAACAGAUCGAAAUGGAUGAAUGCAAUUUUUAGUCGAGCAAACGCGAUACUAGGUGCCAAACGAUCAAUUCUGGUGUUUUUCGAGAACGACUUCCAGUUGAACCAAUUCUAUACGGAAUACUCCGGUCAAUUCGAUCGAUUGCAUAUUCUGACGGAGAACACUGACCAAAAUCAGAUGCAGCAGUUCAUUGACGAAGCAGGUGUCGCUAAAACCAUCACACUGGCAACUCGUGGCAUGGGACGAGGCGUAGACUACAAGUCCAGCGUUUCCAUCGAAAAGCACGGAGGGUUGCACGUGAUUCAAACGUUCUUCUCGCUGGAUAUAAAAGAGGAAAUUCAGAUAAAAGGCCGCACGGCCCGUAAGGACAACCGAGGAAGUUACGAAUUGAUAGUACGUAAGGCUGAUCUGGAGAGGGUUGGUUUACCCUGCGAUGUUUCCUAUUGUCAACUCGAUGAGGCCAGGCUAGAAAUGGCUUUGAAAGAGAAUAAGCAAAUUUUGAAGGACAUCGUCAGUGAAACUGAAAAUCACGAAGCAACGAUGCGGUACAUGGCCAGUUUCUUUGAAGCCUGAGGCUAACUUGUUGGAUUAUGUGUUUAUUGUUUGUUAUUUGCAAUGUGAUCAAUUAACAUAGUAAGGAUGUUACAAAUUAAAAAAAAUGUCAUCCCAAUGUCAA
Molecule: messenger RNA, 1452 nt
Organism: Topomyia yanbarensis
Lineage: Eukaryota; Metazoa; Arthropoda; Insecta; Diptera; Culicidae
Exons: 2
Coding region: 6-1349 (447 amino acids)
Biological process (GO): protein targeting
Molecular function (GO): ABC-type protein transporter activity; ATP binding
Source: RefSeq, a predicted model, not a curated record